Leptidea sinapis is the source of this 2434-nucleotide messenger RNA. RefSeq names its product prostatic acid phosphatase-like. Lineage: Eukaryota; Metazoa; Arthropoda; Insecta; Lepidoptera; Pieridae. Gene Ontology annotation, biological process: dephosphorylation. Bases 419 to 1678 code for a protein of 419 amino acids. Gene Ontology annotation, molecular function: phosphatase activity. The record is from RefSeq and is a predicted model, not a curated record. The transcript has 8 exons.
AGUUGACUGUUGAAGGGGAGUGACAAAUUUUGGGUUAUCGCAGACGCCGCGGGAUAUUGAUAUUGAUAAAAAUUUUAGUUUACAUUACGCCGGCGCGUAUACAGGGGUGACCCCUCGUUAGAUUAUAUAUAUUGUUUAGGAGACCUGACCGGCAGUCUGCGCCUGGAUGCUGGCCGACAACUACAAACAUUAUUCGUAGCAGGUCUCUAUAUAAACUGAGCUGCCUGCUGCCAGUGCCUUUGGAUAGAAGCCAUUUGAAAUUGGUUUCCUUCAGAGGAUAUUGGACUGGACUAGCUGAGUACUAUUUUUUCAUCAAGUGUACUUAUAUAACUUCCGCCACAUAAAUAAAUUAAAAGUCAAAUUAAAUUUCCACAAUUAUUUGUUUCUUAAAAGUUUACCUUUUAAAUAACUAUCAACUAUGACUUUACACAUGCCUAUGUUCGCACUUAUUACAAUAGUCUAUGUUGCAUCACUGAAAAGUGGAGCAAUAUUUGGAAAAAACAUAGAAAGCGAGAUAAGCAAUAAAAAGCAAGUACUUGAAGGUAAACCUCAGUUGACACUUAAAUAUGCUGCUAUUAUUUAUCGGCAUGGUGACAGGACUCCAGUAGAUCCAUACCCUACAGAUCCAUGGAAAGAUCAAUCUCUGUGGCCUGUAAAAUUUGGGGAGCUUACAAAUAUAGGUAAAAAUCAACACUAUCAACUUGGCCGCUUUUUAAGGUUACGAUAUCAAAACUUCAUCUCUAAGGAUUUCAACCCAGAUGAAGUCUAUGUUAGAUCUACAAAUGUAGACCGAACCUUAAUGUCAGCACAAGCCAAUUUAGCUGGUUUCUAUCCUCCAUCAGACAAAUCUAUAUGGAAUAAAGACUUGUUAUGGCAACCAAUACCUGUACAUACUAAGCCGGAGGAGGAUGAUGAAGUGUUAGCAAUGAAAAAGGUCUGUCUCGCAUAUACGAAGGCGCGAACUGUCUACGUAAAUUCUAAUACGUUCCAACACCAACUACAAAAAUAUCAACAUUUAAUGAAGUAUAUGACCGCCCAUACUGGUAAAAAAAUUCAGAAUUUUGACGACAUGCAGUCUAUUAACAGUGUAUUGACAAUAGAGCAAUUAUAUAAUUUCACAUUGCCUAACUGGACUCAUUCUGUGUUCCCGGAUAAGUUGAGGGAACCAUCUUGUCACAGUUUUUCAACUUCUGCUGCAACUCCUGUAAUGGCUCGUCUCUUGGUUGGCCCCAUAAUGAAACAAAUAUUUGAACAUAUGCAAGAUGCCAUUAACAAAACGUCGAAUCACUUGAAACUGUCGAUGUUUAGCGGCCAUGAUUUUACGAUUGGAAGUAUCCUGACUGCUCUUGGGCUGUUUGACGGGAACUGUCCGGAGUAUACUGCCACUAUUUUUCUGGAACUGUUUUCAAAUUGUUCUUCGUCCGAAAACCUUAUUCGAGUAUCGUAUAGGAAUUCGGCAGACAUCGUGGAACCAGAGGUUCUGUACAUACCCGGCUGUGGUACGCUUUGUGAAAUUCACAAAUUUCGGAAACUGUACGAUAAUCUGAUCGCAGUCGAGUGGGAGUCCGAAUGUAACAUAAAGAAAAACCUGAUGCACUUCAUUGCAAUUUGUGGCUUGAUCAUCUGUAGUGGUACCGCAUACUACAGUUGGAGAAACAGACGAGAAACGAUGUACUGAUUAAUUUAACAGAUUAUGUGUUAUACAACUUAAUUUUUAUUAGCAUGUGUAAUUACGUUAAGGUUUUUUUUUUACAGAAAAUGAGUUUUUAUUCGUAAUGCAAUUUUAUUUUAUUAAGAGAGACUUGCGCCCGUUUUUCUUAAAUCCUUUUCAAAUGGGUGGAAGAUUACGACGGAGAAUGAUUCCUAUAUUGAAUAUGCUAUUUUAAUAUAACAGGAAGAUUUGCUAUACCAAAGUUUUUAGAGAUUCGUUUGCCGACCGAGAAUAUGCUCUAUGCUUGAUGGUUUCUAGGUCGUAUCGGAUUUGCAUCGAGGUUUAUUUAACUUCUACAGACUAUUGGAGAGGUAAAUUAAGGAGAACAUUUAUUGAAUAAAUAAUGUUCAAGUGAUUUUUGGCUGCACUCAGUCAUUCUUUUUUAUUGAAUAUUAGAUAUAUACCUACACAUAUUACUUUUUAAAAAUAUAUAUACAUAUGACUUGUGAGACAUUGAAGCAUAUCAGUUGUGUUUGUUGUAUCGCCUACUUUUUUAUACUUACCCAACUUUAGUGAUUGUCAAUAAAUUUAGUAUUUAUUGAUUUAAAGAUAUCCUAUACUUGCGAUCCAUUUAUUAUAAUAAAUGUCAUUUAUUACUAACUCUGUAAUGAAAGAAAGCGCCAUCUAGUAAUAAUAAAUGUUCUGAUAUGUAUUAAAUAUCGUCAAAUUUGUCAAAUAAUAUUCUAUAAGCAAUAUUCACAUUGUAAAGUCUUCUGAAUAUAA